Messenger RNA from Capsella rubella, 1695 nucleotides. Its product is annotated as protein ELC-like. The transcript has a single exon. Gene Ontology annotation, cellular component: ESCRT I complex. Gene Ontology annotation, molecular function: ubiquitin binding. NCBI's taxonomy places the organism in Eukaryota, Viridiplantae, Streptophyta, Magnoliopsida, Brassicales, Brassicaceae. Bases 102 to 1211 code for a protein of 369 amino acids. The record is from RefSeq and is a predicted model, not a curated record. Gene Ontology annotation, biological process: protein modification process; endosome to lysosome transport; protein transport.
GCACUAUUCCUAACUACUUGAUCUGGUGUAAGUCUGUCUCUAUUAGGAUUUAAAUGGUCGUGAUCGGUCAGCGUUUCCAAGUAAUCGGAAAUUGACUAGGCAUGGCUCCCCCGGCGAAGAUGCAAGAGAUCCACCAAUUCCUCUCAUCCGCACUUACCCAGCGUGGCCCCUCCGCUCUCCCAUACGCCGAGGCCACCAAGUCGUUCAUCCGACAACAUCUCCUUAAUUUGGUCUCUUCCUACACUUCCCUCGACCCCAAAACGGCGACGUUUACACACAACGAUGGCCGAUCCGUGACCCUCCUCCAAGCCGACGGCACAAUCCCGAUGCCUUUCCAAGGCGUAAGCUACAACAUCCCAGUCGUGAUCUGGCUACUCGAAUCUUACCCUCACUCUCCUCCUUGCGUCUAUGUCAACCCUUCGCGUGAUAUGAUCAUCAAACGACCUCACUCCAAUGUCUCUCCUUCUGGUCUCGUCGCUCUUCCUUGUCUCCAUAAUUGGGUUUACCCUAGCUCCAAUCUCGUUGAUCUCGCUGCUCAUCUCAGUGCCGCCUUCUCCCGUGAUCCCCCGCUUUACUCUCAGCGCCGUCCUCCUCCGCAACCGCAACCUUCUCAUUCGGCCGGAUCUGGAUACUCACGGCCUUUUACUCCUCAUCAGACGGAUUAUGCGGCGGAUGUUUAUAAGAAGAAUGCGAUUGACAAGUUGGUGGAGAUGGUUCAUUGUGAUCUUGUAUUGGUGAGGAGUGCUAGAGAAGUGGAAACUGAAGGGUUACUGAGUUUACAAUCCGGACUUCAGAGAAGAGAAGAGGAGAUCAACAAUGGUUUGAAGGAUAUGUUGAAUGAGAAAGAAACCUUGGAGCAGCAAUUACAGGUUAUUGCUAUGAAUACUGACUUUACUGAUUCUUGGAUUAGGGAGAAUCAAGGGAAAGCUGACAACUUGCUAGUAGAUUUCGAUGUGGAUGAUGCAUUUGAAUGCACUGAGACACUGUCCAAACAGAUGUUAGAGUGCACUGCAUUGGAUUUAGCCAUUGAAGAUGUUGUUUAUUCGAUGGACAGAUCGUUUCGAGAUGGUGUGUUACCCUUUGAUCAGUAUUUGAGGAAUGUGAGAUUGUUGUCGAGGGAGCAGUUCUUUCACCGAGCCACGGCUGAGAAAGUUAGGGCCACACAGAUGGAUGCUCAGGUUGCUUCGAUUGCAGCUAGGUUGCACUCCUGAAGUGAACACUGGAAAGAUCUUUCAUAUGUAGCUACAAUUUUUUUUGCUGAUUGUUAGUUACAGUAUAUUCGAUUCUUAUUGAGUUAUAGUCUACAUACUGAUAGGCAUAUACACCAGUGCAUAUACGAAUUUGAACUGAUAAUGUUCUGGCUUACCUUCUCUUUGUCAUUACUUUUAUGAUAUCUGUUGAAAUACAUUUGGUUUGGAACUAUGUUUCUCCAUCUGCAAUUCCAAACCUUCAAAGUUCAAACCCCCGUAACCAAUCUAACUAUUCCUGCACGGUUUUGCAAAAGUUCCAAUCACUGAAAGCUUUGACUAAUGCCACAAAAAGGAAACACUGGCAUUUCUCUUAACAUGACGAAUAACUCAAAAAUCCACUCACUCUUUAAAAUCCACUCAAACACUAAAAUAUGAAAAUGAGUCCAAACUUCUGGUGUAUAAUGAUACAACAUGCUAAAUCACUUUGAAAGAAAGGGAAAAAAAA